Messenger RNA from Linum tenue, 1305 nucleotides. The record is from the annotation of a GenBank genome assembly. Lineage: Eukaryota; Viridiplantae; Streptophyta; Magnoliopsida; Malpighiales; Linaceae.
UAAACUACGUACGGGUACAUAUACGUGUAUUAAACAGAGUAUUUAUUUAUCACAAAAUAAAGAAAACGCAGCGCACCAUUAGCUCAGCCAAAAGGAAAUAACCCGAUGGGAGAAGCCUCUGCCACCACCGCCGCGACGGCCGCCGCCGACGAGUAUCUUCUCAAGAGCUUCUUCGCCGAAGUCAGCGAAGUCGAGAGGGAUAACGAAGUCCUCAGGAUCCUUUCUUGCUUCAAAUUAAAUCCAUUUGAGCAUCUAAACUUAUCAUUUGAUUCAUCUCCAGAUGAUGUGAAAAAGCAGUAUCGUAAGCUAUCUUUAUUGGUUCAUCCUGACAAAUGCAAGCAUCCGAAGGCACAAGAAGCUUUUGGUGCAUUGGCGAAAGCCCAAGAGCUAUUACUUGAUCAGCAGGAAAGAGACUAUGUUCUCAGCCAAGUACAAGCAGCCAAAGAAGAACUUCGAGCAAAGAGGAGAAAGCAGAUGAAGAAAGAUGCUGCCAGCAAAGCAAAGUCGUUAGUUGAUGAGGGGAAAUACGAACAAGAAUUUGAGAGGUCGGAUGAGUUCCAACAGCAGCUAAAACUGAAAGUUCGGGAAAUAUUGACAGACCAGGAGUGGAGGCGGCGAAAAAUGCAGAUGAGGUUAUCAGAAGAAGAAGGUAGACUGAAGAAAGAUGAGGAAGAGCAAAAAGAGGUGUGGAAGAGAAAACGAGAGCACGAAGAGCAAUGGGAAGGAACUAGAGAAAAAAGGGUGUCGAGCUGGAGAGAUUUCAUGAAGACGGGGAAGAAGGGUAAAAAGGGAGAGAUUCGCCCACCAAAGCUGAAGACAGAGGAUCCCAACAAAUCGUAUGUUCAGAGACCGGUGAAGAAAGGCUGAGGGGUGCUGAACCUGCCGGGGGAGGAAUUGAUGAUGGCUGUGUCCUCUUGCUGUUCGGAGGGUUAAGAAAUAUGUACUUGUGUAUCAAUUUAGCUAUAGGAAGGCCAUCCAUUCCAUAUCGAUUUGAACAGCCGCUUUCAUAUUUUCUUUUCCUUGGGUUAAACCCAACCCUUCAUUAGGCUCAACAGAGGUCAAUCCAAAAGGAAACCAAGGUGUAAUGCACAAACUGUCUGACGUAUGAAAAGGUUGCUGUUUGUGGAGCUUAUAGUUAUAGCCAGACCUGAAUAUCAGAACCUCUUGUGAGAUGUGUAAGUAGGUGGUAAAACCUGAUCCAAAGAAUGAUAGGUAUACCUUGAACCCUCAUUGAGAUCACUAAAGUGUACUAUCUAUUUGAUUUUUCUGGUACAUUACUGCAAGGUCAUGAUUUUAAGUUGGAAA